Penicillium antarcticum is the source of this 960-nucleotide messenger RNA. RefSeq names its product oxidoreductase, short-chain dehydrogenase/reductase family. The record is from RefSeq and is a predicted model, not a curated record. The coding region runs from base 1 to 960 and encodes 319 amino acids. The transcript has 2 exons. NCBI's taxonomy places the organism in Eukaryota, Fungi, Ascomycota, Eurotiomycetes, Eurotiales, Aspergillaceae.
AUGCCAUCCAAUUACAAUCCAGAAACAGAUGUCCCAGACCUGACAGGCAAAUCAAUAUUCAUAACAGGAGGAACAAAUGGCCUAGGCGCAACCUCAGCAGCCCAUCUAGCAAAUCACAACCCAUCGCACAUCUACAUAAGCGGCCGCAACGAGACCCGCGCCCAGGAAACAAUAAACAACAUCAAAUCCAUCAACCCGUCUGUGGCAACAACAUUCAUCAAAUGUGACCUCACCUCCCUACCCUCAAUCAAGCAAGCCGCCGAAUCCUUCACAUCCCAAUCCCCUCCCCCGAGGCUAGACAUUCUCAUGUGCAACGCGGGCAUAAUGGCCGUCUCACCAGGCCAAACAAGCGACGGCUACGAAAUCCAGUUUGGAACAAACCACCUCGGCCACGCGCUGCUAAUCAAGAAACUCCUUCCAACAAUGCAAGCCACGUCCGACGAUCCGCGUAUCGUUAUUCUCACCUCGCAGGGCUGGGCAUUCCACCCGCGUUGCGGGAUCAUGUUUGAUUCAUUGAAAACAGGGCAGAAUAUGUGUUUACUUGGUCCGUGGCAACGGUAUGGGCAGAGUAAAUUGGCUAAUUUGCUUUAUGCGCGUGAGCUUGUGAAGAGGGUUGACGGGGUUAAAGUUUUGGCUAUUCAUCCGGGAAUCGUGAGUACAGGUUUGGUCGAUGCGUUGAGUCUGAAGAAUCGGGCUAUUGUUUAUGCUACUGCUUGGUGGAGGUUUGUGAAGCCUGAGGAGGGGGCGUUUAAUCAGGUUUGGGCUGCUACUGUUGAUUUUGGGGGCCGGGUUGGCGAGGAGAAGGGUAAGGGUGGGGAUGAGGGCGUCGUCAAUGGGGGGUAUUAUGAGCCUGUUGGGCAAUUCAUGGAGAAAUCUUUGGAUUCUGUUGCCUUGGAUAAAGAGGGCAAGCUUGCCGCGAGGCUGUGGGAGUGGACGGAGGAGGCUCUGAAGGGACUCUAA